AUGGAUGAACAAACGAUAAACUUAGUGAAUGUUUACCCUCCCAACACCGACGUUGAACGGCGGACGUUUUUCUUGAUUUUAGAACUCUUUAUUGCAAGGGAAAACGAAACCAUAUUUGGAGGUGAUUUCAACUCUAUUAUGGACAACAGACUAGAUAAACUUGGUCGAGAUCCAAACUCUCGACAAGCAGCAACUUAUUUUCUGCGUCCGUUUUAUGAGCGUUAUGAUCUGUGUGAUAUUUGGAGGGAACAGCGUAAGGAUGAGCGGAAUUAUACUUGGACUGGCCGUAUGACGUCUAACCAUUUGUUCAUUCCGACAAGAACUGAUUUUUUCCUUACUAGUCGCGCCUUGAACCAGUUUAUUACGGCUGUGGAGAUUAAGCCUUACGCACAUUCUGAUCAUGAUUGUAUAACUUUGGAAAUUGAUUUUGAUAAGGUUCACCGCGGCCUGGCUAUUGGCAUUUUAAUAAUGAUUUGCUUAGCGACGUUGUUUUCCACUCGAAAAUUGAGCAGUUUUGGACAGGUUGCAAGGAAAAAUUUAAAAACUUUCCUGAUCCUCUAA
This is a messenger RNA of Porites evermanni, 561 nucleotides long. The record is from the annotation of a GenBank genome assembly. Lineage: Eukaryota; Metazoa; Cnidaria; Anthozoa; Scleractinia; Poritidae.